Ochlerotatus camptorhynchus is the source of this 3209-nucleotide messenger RNA. It is a transcript of the gene ASPP, whose product is annotated as Ankyrin-repeat, SH3-domain, and Proline-rich-region containing Protein. Gene Ontology annotation, biological process: regulation of apoptotic process. Gene Ontology annotation, molecular function: p53 binding. The record is from RefSeq and is a predicted model, not a curated record. Gene Ontology annotation, cellular component: nucleus. Lineage: Eukaryota; Metazoa; Arthropoda; Insecta; Diptera; Culicidae. The transcript has 10 exons. The coding region runs from base 188 to 3082 and encodes 964 amino acids.
GAAAGAAAGGAAUUUCGUUACUACAAUUAUAUAUCAUAAUAAGUUUGCUAUGUUUUUGCUUUUAAUCUGCAUUUUAUGUUUCUAAUAUAAGCAAAAACUGAAGAAAUGCGUGGUGAAGUAAAACUUUCAUAAAAUCUAUGUCAAAGUGCAGAUUUCUUACGGAAAAACAAGUUUAUUACGUCAUGGUAUGAGGGAACCGAAUAGUUUGGAGGAAGUUACGCCUGUAAGGCUUAACACUUCCGAAUUGCGAAUAAUGGCGCUUCGACAGCAACAACAAAUUGAUACCCAACAACAAUUAUUAGCCGCCAGAGAGCAACGUCUCCGUUUCUUAAAAGCGCAAGAAGCUUGUGAAACCGUAGCAGCAGCCGAAGGAGAACGUUUACGUAGACUUCGAGAGCGAGUGGAAGCCCAAGAAUCGAAGCUACGUCGACUAAGGGCAUUACGAGGACAAGUGGAUUUACAGAAAACGUACAAUGUAACUCUUGGUAAUGAUUUAGACUCAAUACGAGCUUUAUUCAGUGAAAAAGAAAAGGAAUUGACGCUCGCAGUAGCCAAAGUCGAGGCAUUGACAAGGCAACUUGAGGAGCUUAGACGAGAUAGGAGAGGCACACUGAAUUUGUUUACCGGUUUACCCAGUCAUGCACAGCUGAACAGUUCGCCUGCAACCAUAGAAUUAGAGAAACUUAGAAGAGAGCUCAUGUAUCGAAAUCAAUUAUCUUUGCAACAAGAUGCGCGACUUCAUCUGCAACGGGAAGCUUUACAAAAACGGCAGGCGGAACUUCAAUCAGUAGAUCAGCGAAUUCUAGAACUGCAAGGCCGUCUAAACAAAAAGAGGACAUCGAAUAUCAUUCAACACCAACAGAGCUCUUCAACGCAAAUAUCCCAUUCCAAUAAUCAUUGUGCUAAUCAUGUUCGGUCGGUAUCUUCAAGCUUUUAUCCUCAACAAAGAGUCCCACGAAGUAAUAUCGUUGCCGUUGAACCAUUUAACCACAUACCGCAGAAAAGUAUCGCACUGGGUAACAACUGCAAUAAGAUGAACAUUUUAAAUAACAAUACUAAUAUAAACAAUUCAGCACAAACUCAAGCUGUCCACGAGAUUGCAAGUAACAAGUCUCAAGAUAAUCGUCAAUUUCCAGCACAAGUGACCAGCAGUUUUAAUCUGAACGAACAUAAUAUGGCUGCUGAAAGCGAUGAGAAUAAAUUGGCCAGACAGAAAAAACAGGAACAUGUGCUUAAAAAUACAGCGGAAUAUGAUCAUGAACCCACAUUUUCGGCCAUGGAAGCGCAAAUCUCACAAGUUUCAGAUGUCAGUAAGCUAUCGAAUAGUCAUGAUCAGAUGAAUAACAAUAAAACGAUGUAUGUGGAACAUGACAUUCAUAACGACGAGCUUAUUGUAAACAACAGAUACGAUUAUAAUCAUGAGCGCAAUUCCGACAAUAAUAGAACUAUGUGCACGAAUAAUAAUGAUGUCGUAGAUAACCAACAACUAUCCAGUACGAAUGAUUGCGAUAGCGAUAAAGUUUCUGAUUUGAAUGGGUUUUCAUCGCGGACGCAAGUAACUGCAACGGUUCACAGUACGCCUUUAAGCUUCUUAAACAAAUCCGUUGCUGUACCGGUAACGCUGUCGAAUUUACCCAUAUCCAAUGAUGAGCAAAAAGCACUGAUCAAAUCUAAAUCUUUGCAAAACAAUAGCAAAGGAUUCGCUUACAGUUUGUUGCAUAACAUACCAUCUGGUAAUUUGGUUGUGCCACCUCGUAAACCAAACAAUGCAUCACCGCUAGCUGGAAAACAUGUGUCUCAAGAUAUCAAAAUUAAUAUGGUAACACCUCAAACACAAAACCAACACAUGUCUCAAUCAGAGGAAAGUGUUGACAAAUUAAAACCAACCCUGCCACCGAAACCCAACAAAAAUAAUACUCAAACACCAGAAAUAGACUGUGGAUUUAAAUCUGUUGCUGAAAACAAUAGCAAUAACGAACAUAUGCCAACUGGUACCAACAUUCCAUCAAAGGCUAGCAUUAGUAACAACCCAUCGGACAAUUUACCUAUUAAAGCCAAACCACUGACAAUUAAAAAAUCACCACAUUCCGAGCAACCCAGAUUGAAACACAUUUCUAACAACAUCAAUGCAUACAAAGUUCAGCAUUCGGGAACGCACCGCAUGUUGGAAUCAUCAUACUUGCUGGCCGAAGUGGGAAAAUCUGGCGAUGACCCUCUAUCAGAUUCACUCCUUAUAACAGACGCAGAAAAAAGUGACAAUGCAAACAGACAACUAGAAUACAAAAAUCAAACUCAACGUACUGCCAUCAAACGCUUGAAUAUUGAAAAUUCAUCGGAGAUCAAUAUUGGUGACGAGCAAUCGCAUGAUAAGAAAUUGGAGGAAGUAUCAAGGCGGAAGCGUAGUUUCAUAUCAGCAGUAGUAAACGAUGGGAAAAUAAAACUAGCCCGUCGUGUAAGCUUUGAUCCAUUAGCUUUGCUACUGGACGCUAGUUUAGAGGGUGAACUCGAGCUUGUGCAGAAGACCGCAUUGCAGGUACCUAAUCCGAGUGCCGCAAACGAUGAAGGUAUUACUGCGCUUCACAAUGCAAUUUGUGCCGGUCACGUGGAAAUUGUUAAAUUUUUAGUUAACUUUGGCUGCGACGUUAAUGCACAGGAUUCCGAUGGAUGGACCCCACUGCACUGUGCUGCAAGCUGCAACAAUCUCUCAAUGGUGAAAUUUUUAGUUGAGUCCGGAGCUUGUUUAUUUGCGGCAACCUUGUCCGAUCAUGAAACUCCUGCAGAAAAGUGUGAAGAGGAUGAAGAAGGCUUUGAUGGCUGUUCUGAAUAUUUAUACAGUAUUCAAGAAAAACUAGGAAUAUUGAACAGUGGAGAAGUUUACGCAGUAUUUUCGUACGAUGCUCAACAGCCAGACGAAUUGAGUUUUUCAGUAAACGAUAAGCUAACCAUUAUACGUAAAGGAGACGAAUCUGAGAGAGAAUGGUGGUGGGCAAAGGAUUGCGGCGGAAGAGAGGGAUACAUUCCCAGAAAUUUACUUGGAUUUUUUCCACGUGUUACACCUUGCAGUGACAAUCACCUUGAAUAGCAUGAACACAAAGGUGUAUAUAAAUAUAUACAUAUCUCUAUUUUAAAUUAUGUAUUGUAAUGCUUUACGAAGUGAGUUUGUUAUAAGAUACAAUUUAUAUGGUCAAAAUAAAUAUUUUGUAGCUAAA